AGUGUCUUACAUGACAGCUUUGCUAACGGUAUAACACGUGUUUAAAUAAAAUAAACAAUAAAAAAUUUAUAAUAAUUAAUUAAGUAAAUUUAAAAAAAAAAUAAAUAAAGUUGAGUGAAUAAAAAUGAUUUAAAUUGUGAAUUUAAAAAGUGAAAUUUGCGUUAAUUUUUGUUUUUUUUUUUCUUGUCAAAAGUAUUAGUAAUAAUUGAUGAUAAUUUAUAUUAUUUAAAAAACAAAAUAUUCAAAUUUAUAUGUAAUAUAAUAUUAUGUAUUUAAAAAAAUAAUAAAAUGGUUAAAUAAAUUUUUUUAAUGGUCAAUUACGUGGUGGAAAAAUAAUUGAAAAUUUAAAAAAGAAAAAUAGUGUAAAUAAUUGUGUAAAAAAGUGUUGAUAAUAUUUUUUUAAUUGUUGUUAUUGAUUGAUUGGUUAAAUGUUGUGAGAAAAAUGAUGCAGUCAACUUGUCAGCCUCAUCAUCAGGCUCAACAACAGAAUGGUACAUCAACAAAUCGUACGUCGUUUUUAAUUGAAGAUAUAUUAAAUCGAGGAAAUGGACAUUCACAACAUGUACAAGGACAAUUACAUCAUCAAUUUUUACCAACACAUGGACAACAACAUCAUCAUCAUCAUAAUUAUCAACAAUUUGCUAGUUUAAUGCCGGGUUAUCCGACGGGACCAUCAACAGCAGCAUUUUUUCUUGGACCAUUAUUUGGAGCCGGCGGUAUGGGCGUCGGCGUUGUUCCUGGAGUUGGUGAGCUUGCUGCAUUAAAACACUGUCGACGUAGAAAAGCUCGAACUGUAUUCAGUGAUCAACAACUAGCAGGUCUUGAGGCGCGAUUUGAAGCUCAAAGAUACCUAAGCACCCCAGAAAGAGUUGAGCUUGCAGCAGCAUUACAUUUAUCAGAAACUCAAGUUAAAACAUGGUUUCAAAAUCGUCGAAUGAAACAUAAAAAACAAUUGCGAAAAAUAAAUAAUAAUAAUUCUGGUACUAAUGGAAAUUCAACAUCUGGAAAUCAACAAUCCAGACAAUCAUCAACAGCAGCAUCACCAUCAGAAAGACCAGUUGAUUUUUCUAUAAAUGGUGGACGUGAAUCACGAGCAAGUAGUGAUGCAGCAAUUGACUCGGAUUCAGAUGAGAUUGAUGUACUUGGUGAUGAAGCGUCACCCUCACCACCUCAUGUAACUUCAUCAGCUAUUCAUUUGUUGAGACGUACAAUGUCAACUCCACCACAACCACCACCAACAACGACAACGACAACAUCAUCAUCAACAUCAUCAACAACAGUAUUUCAUCGUCCCUCACUUCAUUCUGUCAGCCUGACACAUCAAUCUUAUCAGGAUCAGCCACUUCAACGUCAUCAUCGCUGAGUAAACACACUCAACCCUAUUUCAAAUAUUAUUUUCUUUUUUUUUUUUUUUUGUUAAAUUAUUAUUUCAAUCUUUUAUAUAAAAGAUUAUUAAAAUUACAAAUUUAUUUUUUAUUAUUUAUACAUUAUGAUUUAUAAAUAAAAAAUUAAUAAAUAUAUAUAUUAUAUAGAAAUAAUUGUAGGUAUUGAAAUGAUAUAUAUAAAAAAAAAAAUAUACAGGUAUAUUUCUUACAAAAAUUAUUGUAAAUAAUUAAUCUUCAUUGAACAAAAAAAAAAACGAAAAAAAAACAAU
This is a messenger RNA of Aphidius gifuensis, 1654 nucleotides long. It is a transcript of the gene bsh, whose product is annotated as brain-specific homeobox protein homolog. Gene Ontology annotation, biological process: regulation of DNA-templated transcription. The transcript is spliced from 3 exons. The record is from RefSeq and is a predicted model, not a curated record. Gene Ontology annotation, molecular function: DNA-binding transcription factor activity, RNA polymerase II-specific; DNA binding. The coding region runs from base 443 to 1363 and encodes 306 amino acids. Lineage: Eukaryota; Metazoa; Arthropoda; Insecta; Hymenoptera; Braconidae.